Molecule: messenger RNA, 852 nt
Organism: Corylus avellana
Lineage: Eukaryota; Viridiplantae; Streptophyta; Magnoliopsida; Fagales; Betulaceae
Product: CCT motif family protein
Biological process (GO): regulation of DNA-templated transcription
Cellular component (GO): nucleus
Molecular function (GO): protein binding
Source: RefSeq, a predicted model, not a curated record
AAAAAAAAAAAAAAAAGAGACAAAGAACGAGGGAGAUAAGAUGGGGUACAGUUCAUUCUUAAGAAGCCCAAAGGAAGAGGAACAAGAGGUGCCAGACAGUAGUGUUCACACAAAAUUCUCCGACACAAAAGCUGCUUAUGGCGAUGAAGAACAACUCCAUAUUAUGGAUGAGUUGGAGGGCAUCUGGGGCAUUGAAGAUGACGAAAAUUUAGCAAAGGACAGCAAGAAGUAUGGUCAACUCAGCUGGGAUUUCAUGGAUUGGGAAGAAUUUCCAAAAGGAGAAGGAGAAGAGCAAGAGAAGAAGGUGCUGGAGAGCGCAAACCAAUGCUUUUUUGAAGAAGCAAGCUACUACAUGAGCAACAGCAUCAAGGUUGCAGUAAAGAGAGAAAAUAUUGGGUCGUUUUGGGAUGAUGAUGAUGAUGAUGAAAAGAUUCCGACAUCAUUGAACUUGAACUUGAAUUAUGAACAAGUCUUGGAUGCAUGGUCCAACCGGGGGUCUCCUUGGGCCGAUGGCGAUGGCGAUGUCUAUUCUCUUUCUAUGCCCAGCAAUGGCUAUUAUAUGGGAGAGGUGCCAGUGAUGGAAGAAGAGAGAACCAGAAGGGAAGCAAGAGUUUUAAGGUACAAAGAGAAGCGCCAGACAAGAUUGUUCUCCAAGAAGAUAAGAUACCAAGUUCGAAAACUCAAUGCUGAUAAAAGACCAAGACUCAAGGAUGCGAUAUUUCUGGAUGCAGGGGCGAUUCGUGAAGCGAGUUUCUUGACAAGAGUUUAAAAUAUCUGGCAAAAUAUCUUUGUGGAAUUGUUGUUGCAUAUGCUUUUGUGGUUAUAUCUCAAUGAAAUAUCUAUUUUUAUUCA